Hydractinia symbiolongicarpus is the source of this 776-nucleotide messenger RNA. RefSeq lists its product as uncharacterized. Gene Ontology annotation, molecular function: nucleic acid binding. Lineage: Eukaryota; Metazoa; Cnidaria; Hydrozoa; Anthoathecata; Hydractiniidae. The record is from RefSeq and is a predicted model, not a curated record. Bases 1 to 651 code for a protein of 216 amino acids. Gene Ontology annotation, biological process: DNA integration. The transcript has 2 exons.
AUGCCCGGUGACAUACUGUAUGGUAAUAAAUAUAAGUACAUUUUGUCGGGAAUCGAUGCUGCUUCCAGAUACAAGGUAGCCCGACCUUUGAGGACUAAGAAAGCCAAAGAGGUUGCCGCUAUGAUUGAGGACAUCUACAAGGCAGGACCAUUAACUUAUCCGAAAACUUUCCAAUGUGAUAACGGCUCAGAAUUCAAGGCAGAUGUAUCAAAGCUGUUGGAGAAGCAUAAGGUUGAAAUUAAAAGAGCGACUACAAAAUAUAAGCAUACACACACAGCUUUUGUUGAGGCGUUGAACAAGAUACUUGCCGAAAAUUUAUUCAAAAUACAAGAUGCCCAAGAACUGAAUGAUUCGGAAAAGGUAUCAUCUACAUGGGUUAAGCAUCUGUAUAAACUGAUUGAUAGGCUAAACGAUACAAAGACGCAGAUGAUUGAUAUGAAGCCAAAAGAUGCUAUUAUAAUGAAAGAGGUGCCUUUGGUUAAUCAAGAGAGCUAUCCACCUGAAGUAGAAUUACCUAAAGAUGGCUUGUAUAGAUAUCUACUACAACCUGGUGAAGAGCAUGAUGAUGGGCGGAGACGGGCAACCGAUAGAAUAUGGUCGAAAAACACAUAUAGAUUGCGUGAGGUAAUAGCGCAACCUGGUCCGUCUUGAACAUAGUACAUUACACGGUUACCAGGUUGCGCUAUUACCUCACGCAAUCUAUAUGUGUUUUUCGACCAUAUUCUAUCGGUUGCCCGUCUCCGCCCAUCAUCAUGCUCUUCACCAGGUUGUAGUAG